Molecule: messenger RNA, 2844 nt
Organism: Penicillium chermesinum
Lineage: Eukaryota; Fungi; Ascomycota; Eurotiomycetes; Eurotiales; Aspergillaceae
Product: putative DNA mismatch repair protein (Mlh3)
Exons: 2
Coding region: 1-2844 (947 amino acids)
Biological process (GO): mismatch repair
Cellular component (GO): mismatch repair complex
Molecular function (GO): ATP hydrolysis activity; ATP-dependent DNA damage sensor activity; ATP binding
Source: RefSeq, a predicted model, not a curated record
AUGUCGUCAAGAUCAGCCAUUGAACCCCUUCCUCCAGAUGUGGUGGCGAAGAUUAAAUCCUCAACUUCGAUCACGGAUCUGACGGGUGUCGUGAUAGACCUCGUCAAAAAUUCCCUUGACGCCAAUGCCCGGGUUGUGCAUGUCUCUGUUGAUUUCAAGCGUGGGAGCUGCAUCGUGGAAGACGAUGGGGACGGCAUUCUUCCAGCUGAGUUCAAGCCUUCUGGCGGACUCGCCAAAGCACAUCAUACAUCGAAAUUCAAUGUUCCCGGCGUGUAUAGCCACCGGGGAUUGUUCUUGGCUUCUCUAGCGGCGUUGUCUCUAUUGACGAUAACGUCUCGCCAUACUCACCAUCAGGAAACCAAUUCAGUUAUCUUUCAUCGUGCAAUACCGGUAGCGCGGUUAACCCCUGCUCCUCCACACCAAAGUCUCCAGGUCGGGGAAUAUGGCACAUCCGUAACGGUGAAUGAUCUUUUUGGAAAUAUGCCAGUGCGUGUCAAGAGUCGUGCCCUCGCACUGCAAAAACCAGAGGAGCUGGACCGAGAGUGGGAAAAUCUGAAAUACUCACUCGUGUCCGUGAUGCUGGCCAACUCGCAGCUUUCAAAACUAGUCAUAACGGAUGUUGAACGAGGUCAAAGAAUCGUCAUGCGCCCUGGCUAUGACAGUGUUACGGUCGAUCUCUCUCGAAUUGGGACCAUUCUUUAUCAAUCAGGAAUGAUCAGUUCCCGGGACAUGGGUUCGUGGUCUGUCAUAUCAGCCACCGUCCCAGAUCUCACAGUUUCUGCGGCAAUAUCUACUGUGCCUAGUCCUUCGAAGCGACUUCAAUUCAUUUCACUAGACAACGACCCCCUUCUCUCGCGUGGUAGCUCAAAUGUCUUGUUCAACGAGGUCAAUCGGUUGAUAUCACUAUCUGACUUUGGAAGCUCCAUGUCUGUGCCUCGCAGCAAUAGCGAGGGCCAGUCGAAACCUCUGCGCCCCUCUGAGGCUCCUAGUACAACUAGUGGCAGAACUUGGGUUCGUCCUAUCAAUAAAUGGCCUAUGUUCUAUAUCCGUGUGGAAACGGGAGCCACUCUGCCCUUUGGUGAAGAAGGUCAAACUCCUGCAGAAUCGGAGGAAUCCGUUCAACGUAUCACCGAUGUUCUGGAGGCAAUGAUUUCAGAGUUUCUGAGGCAGCAAAACUUAAGGCCGCGUGCUGCAAGAAAGCAUAUGAGAGAUCAAAGCAGGACCCACUCAUUAGCUGACCGGGGAAAUCAUAGGUUGCCCCUGGUAGGGCCGAGGGCUACGCGUAACACUGAAGAAGCUUUCAGCGACCACUUAAAGCUUCCAUCUUUCCAGCGACCAACCGUGAACACAAGUCGGCAUUUUCACGAUUGGUCUCGGGUCAAAACAGCCAAGGAUCUUAAUGAACGUAUGCACAACAGCUCAAACACCGUCGAGAACUAUACUCGAGGACGAAAUCGCACGCUACUUGAGCAUCCAAGAAGAUCCCUAGACUAUGAGCAAAAUCACGCCGACACUUCACAGCCACUCCCUUCUGGUGGAGAGUCAGCACUUUCUUCAGGCGGGCACGUCAGGCCGAGUGAAAAUGACGGCAUUGCAAACGGUUCAUGCGAAACAUCGGACGAUCUCAUCCCUUGGGUGAAUCCACAUUCUGGGCAGUCACAUUUGAUCAACUCAAGAACUGGUCAAACCGUCGAUCCCGCGUCUUGCAGUAAUCCUCUCCGGCCUUAUUUCCAAAAAUUUGACAGGGCAAAAGACAUCAAGUCGACGGACAGUACCUGGUUGGAAGGCCUACUCAGAACAUGGAACAAUCCAGUUUUCUCUCGAACGGAGGUACCACUGCCUAGCAUGAAUCUUGGAGAUUUUUAUUUGAACAAGUCCACCAUGUCGCAUGGCUGCCAUCUACGUGGAGAGCCUCAUGAUCAUGCUCACUUUGCUAAAUACCGGGGCAAAUUACACCGUCAAGGCCUGGAAACAGCCACGGUAAUUUCACAGGUUGAUCAGAAGUUCAUUCUAGCCAAACUUCAUCCGGCAUCCGGUGAAGACGUCAAUGGGGGCGUUUUGGUUUUGAUUGACCAACAUGCUGCAGAUGAACGUUGUCGAAUCGAACGACUCUUCUACGAAAUGUUCGUAUCAGCCGAAGAUUUGCAUCAAGGCACGCGAGUCGCAGCAGUUGACAUUGACCCUAUCGUCUUCAAUGUUUCUAUCACGGAGGCCGCUCUUUUUUCCAAAUAUUCGAGCUUUCUCCGGAAAUGGGGCUUUAGCUACGAUCAAGCCACACAUACCGAGUCUGAUAUGACCAUCACUGUAAAUUCGCUCCCGGCUCUCAUUGCAGAGCGAUGUCGACUAGAGCCUAGUUUGGUGAUUGACAUUCUUCGUCGCGAUAUCUGGACGCGUGAGGAGAAUGGUGAAAGGGUGCAAAUGUCAAAACUUGGCCCUGACAACGACUCACAACCGUAUGACCAAGCUAGUUUGAAUGGUCAUGAUCCAUCAAUAAUGAACAGCAUGCUAGCGUCCACUCCUAUUCCUCAUCCCUGGAUACAGAAGAUGAAUGGGUGCCCUCAAGGUGUCCUGGAUCUUCUCAACUCGCGUGCUUGUCGGGGCGCCAUCAUGUUCAAUGACCCGUUAAGCAUAACCGAGUGCGAACUACUCAUUGGGCGUCUGGCCCGGUGUGCGUUUCCUUUUCAAUGUGCUCACGGACGCCCUUCCAUGAUUCCUGUUCUGGAUCUCCGGCCUCAACUCGAACAUGAAGCCUCCAUGAUCACCACAGAUGGCGGUGUAUUUGGCGAUGAACACGAGUCCGGGCUGAAUUUCGUGCAAGCGUUUCGAGCACACUAUCGGAAGUAG